GUGUUAGAUAAUGUUCUGAUAAAUACCCAGAGCUCUGGGAGAAAAACGCAGGGAAACGCAGGAUCAAUUGUCUGCCAGCAUGCUGCGUUAUGGACUCGGAUUGUGUCGACAGCAGAUGGGGGCCGUACGCCUUACACCAACCCAGUCUUUGCGGUCAGCUGGUCCAUAUAUUGGGGCCCCAUGUCCUGCCCGUCGGUUCGUCUCGAACGUCUCAGCCCAGUCGGAACCCAGUGCGAGGCUAGCAAAGAUAGUAGAUGAAAUAGCAAAGAUUACUGUCCUGACACCCACACAGGGAGCCGAUAAUCUGAAGCAGCUCGAAGACAUUUCUAGGAAUUUCAUGUCCGACACAAUUACAGUCCCUACUAAGGAUAUGUACACAUACGCGACUCGCGCUUCUAUUGGCGACGAUGUUUAUCACGAACCGUCCACGGCGGCUCUAGAGAAUCACAUUGCACGACUUACAGGCAAAGAAGCUGCACUAUUUCUCCCCAGUGGGACAAUGUCUAAUCAAAUAGCCCUACGAACUCAUCUGAAACAACCACCUUACUCGGUCAUUUGUGAUGUCAGAUCACAUAUUCAUAGAUACGAGGCAGGAGGUACUGCAUUUCAUUCUGGCGCACAGAGCAUCACAAUUGCCCCUGCCAAUGAGCACCACCUGACACUUGAAGAUAUUGAGCCGCACAUAGUCUCAGGUGAUGACGUGCAUAUUGCCCCCACCCGCAUCAUUGCACUUGAGAACACCUUAAACGGUACAAUCAUACCACAACAUGAUGUUGUUACCAUAGCAGACUAUGCUCAUCGUCACAAUAUUGCAAUGCAUCUGGACGGUGCACGAAUCUGGCAUGUUGCAGCGGAGACGUGCACACCUGUGAAAGAAUUGUGCGACCCUUUCGACUCUGUCAGCCUAUGCCUGAGCAAGGGGUUAGGUGCCCCCGUUGGGACGAUCCUCGUAGGAUCCAGUCCUUUUAUUGCCAAGGCUCGGUGGUUCCGAAAACUUUUCGGUGGUGGAAUGCGUCAAACGGGUGUUUUGGCUGGUGCGGCGGCAUACGCACUGACACAGAACUUCCCAUUACUACCACGCGUUCAUGCUUUGGCAAAGCGUCUGCAGCAGGGUCUAGAAGAAUUAGGAGUGGCAAUUUUGAGUCCCGCAGAAACAUGCAUGCUAUUUUUUGAUCCCGCUCCAAUUGGGGUUGAAUACUGGGAAAUUGUCCAGCGUGCGUCUCAAUUGUCAAAACCAAUCAAGCUAGGAGGAUCGCGGCUAGUGGCUCACGUCCAGACAUCUCCUGGAGCUGUACAAGACUUUUUGGAACUAAUGAAGACACUGAAGGAGGAAAAAGCGCGAGAAGGAUGGCUCUUUCCACAGGACGGACCCAAGAAGAAUAAAAGUCUGUAUAAGGAUGUAUAUGUGAGAGGGGUGAAACCUCUUACAUAGUGGCCAAGUACGUGAAGUAUCAGUGUCCUAUCAAAGUGGCUAUAGUGGGCGGAAUGAACUUGUAAUAUUGUGAUAGAACUGGUUGGCAAAAUCGCUAAAACAGUAUUCUACGUGAAAAAAAUCAAUUUUCAUUCCGUGAACUGUAUAUAUCAUGCGCUACGCGCAGGAGGAAACUGUUGAAUAAGCCGUUCACAAUAUUAAAACCGAUUUAUCCUGAGCAAAAACACCAGAGGCACAUUUUAGUAUGACGUAAAGACUGAAGUCCGUGACUGAGUCCACCACACCGAGGAAAGAUCCAAUGAAUAACAAGUACCAAUUUAGGGAAACCUGUUGAGAAGGCAGAACCUGAACUCAUAGGCGAAGAGAGGAGAGUCGGAGAUAGAGGAAGGAGCGAUGAGAAAUGGCUAAAGGAAAAAGAUAACAAGGAUUGUAGAACAAUUUCUUGAAUGAUGAUAAAUAUAUCAGAGGGCAUGCAGAUGGCAGCUUGAAUUAUGCAGUGAUCGAUUGUAAUCAUUUUUCACAUGAUGACGCACUCCUUUUCUUCCAGUUUUGCACCCUGGAUACCCAUCUCUGCAAAUGUCGUCGGGGACUUGUGAGCGUUCUUGUUCACUGCGGACGGAUCUAUCGGCACAGGGCCAUUAGGCAUAGGGGCGGGACUACCCAUCGGCUGGGAAGGACCCAUGUGAGGGCUAUUCCCAGGUUGUGGCGGACCUCCCACCACACCAGGAGAUGGCCCAGAUGGUACUCUCUGGGCAGGUGGACGUCCUGCAGGUCGACCAUGGGGCGAAUGUACACGGGACGGAGGUCUCGAGUUCGGAGGCGAGCCUGCCGAACUGGAACCGGGAUCAACAAGAGUGUAUCGAUGUUGAUUUGGGAAUUGCCUCGGACCAUUAUUUUGCAUGCGUGGGCUUACUACAUUAGCGUUCUGUGCGAGUGAGGGAUGCGGUGCAGACCCUGGGCUGGGCCCAAGUCCAGGUUGAGAGGGGUAGCCCAUCUGAGGGCGCUGUUCUGGUACUGGCGACAACGCGUGGACUGAUGCAGGGCCAGGACCGUGAGGUUGACGAGCGAACGAGUUCUUUCGAAUAACAUCAACUACCUGUCUACUUUCUUCCAUACUUGGCCUUGCUGACCCUGUACCAUCGGUACGCUCAGAACGCUGUUUCGCUUGAGUACGCUUACGCACGAGCUUGCUCUCUGUAAUGUUGUCGUGUUCCUGUCGCGAUAGUGCUUGAGGUGAAGGUUGGUUUAGUGCUGCAAGCCGUUCGACAGCGUCGGCAUUCCCGUGUUCUGAAGCUUUCGUGUACCACUGCCUCGCAACUUCGAUGUCUUUUUGUCCACCCACUCCGACUUCGGUAUAGUACCCCAUUGCAAACUCCGCACUAGGCAGCCCUUUGCGAGCUGCUUUUUCUGCAAAAGUAAACGCAAGAGCCUCGUCUUUUUCGAAACUCCCCUCUGCUCCACAUAAGAACCAUUUACUGAGGGCCAUAUCUGCUUCGAUCUCCCCCUGCUGCGAUGCCAAUGAAUAGUAUUGCACACUUAAUAAUGCAUCAAAGGGAAAUGGUGCUUGGGCGAACUCGUAUGCAUGCCCCAACUUGUACUGCGCCGGUGCAAAGUUCAAGUAUGCUGCUCGUUCCAAGUGCUUUCGGGCCUCCUGUGCUGGAGAUGACCCUCGCGGCACAAAAGCUGCAAAGAGCUGUGGUGGAACAGUGAUAUGAGAAAAUUCGCCUAAAAGGAGCAGGCCAUAGACGUAUGCU
Molecule: messenger RNA, 3186 nt
Organism: Serpula lacrymans var. lacrymans S7.9
Lineage: Eukaryota; Fungi; Basidiomycota; Agaricomycetes; Boletales; Serpulaceae
Exons: 8
Coding region: 80-1432 (450 amino acids)
Biological process (GO): L-threonine catabolic process; glycine biosynthetic process
Cellular component (GO): cytosol
Molecular function (GO): L-allo-threonine aldolase activity
Source: RefSeq, a predicted model, not a curated record